Molecule: messenger RNA, 1974 nt
Organism: Pangasianodon hypophthalmus (striped catfish)
Lineage: Eukaryota; Metazoa; Chordata; Actinopteri; Siluriformes; Pangasiidae
Product: kelch-like protein 10
Exons: 1
Coding region: 157-1974 (605 amino acids)
Molecular function (GO): protein binding
Source: RefSeq, a predicted model, not a curated record
GGUGUUUACAGAAUUAGAACUGGAACAGUGAAUGUGAUCGGACUCUUAUUAUGCUGAAAUAAAGAACCUGAACAUUCUGAGUUUAAAAACUCUGCACCAUCAACACAAUCUAAAUUCAGACAUUAAGCCUAAAGCUCUACAUUCAGUAACUCUGACAUGCACAAAUACACUGGACAGAAUAUGAGUAAGCAGGAAGAAGAGGAAGAAGCGGACAGGAAGGUGGGCAUGACGGCCUGCAACAUCGUCAAUGCGCUGCGGUUAGAGAAGAAGCUCUGUGACGUACUCAUCACAGUCGACAAUGCCGAGUUCCACGCGCACAAGAACAUCCUGUGUGGCUGCAGCCCGUACUUCAGGGCUCUCUUCACCAACGGCUGGUACCCUCCGGAUAAGCACGAGUACAGAAUCCCUGACGUUUCCUGUGAAACAAUGGAGCUGAUCAUGGAGUACGCAUAUAUACAACGUGUUAACAUCACGGAGGAAAACGUGUGUGAGCUGCUGAUCACUGCCGAUUAUCUGGUGGUGAGCGUCCUGGUGAACGAGUGCUGCGCGUUCCUGAAGGCUCAGCUGUGUCUGGAGAACUGCAUCGGCAUCUGGCGUUUUGCUCAAUUCUACUUCUGCAAGAAGUUGAAGCAGCAGGCCUUCCAGUUUAUCUUGCACAACUUUGAGGAGAUGGUGCGCGUCUCUGAGGAGUUUCUGGACCUGACGGUUGAGCAGCUGAGUGAGAUCAUCGAGAAUGACGAGCUGAACGUGAAAAAGGAGAACGUGGUGUUUGAGGCUAUCUUACAGUGGACUGAACAUUCGCUGCAGAAACGGAAAGCACACAUAGGAGAGUUACUGCCCAAGGUGCGUAUGGCGCUACUGACGCAUGAUUACGUUAUGGAUAACGUGAGGAAUAAUGUUUUACUGACAGACAAUGCAGCAUGCAAGCCGAUUGUAACCAGCGUUAUGAUGGGCAUGUAUGGCCUCAACACAGACGAAUCUCUCAGCUCUGAUCUCGCGCGACCCCGCCUGCCCAGCGCCGUUCUGCUGGCCAUCGGCGGCUGGAGCCGCGGGAGUCCCACCAACGCCAUAGAAGCGUACGAUACGCGAGCGGAGCGCUGGGUCGAUGUGACGUGCAACGAUGAGAGUCCACGAGCCUAUCACGGGACGGUGUAUCUGAACGGCUUCGUGUACUGCAUCGGAGGAUUCGACAGUGUGAAUUACUUCAGCAGUGUGAGAAGGUUUGACCCCAUCUCCAGAACCUGGGCUCAGGUGGGCCCCAUGCACUCCCCCCGGUGUUACGUGAGUGUGUGUGUGCUGGACGGUUGUAUCUAUGCAAUGGGAGGAUUUGAUGGCAACGAACGGCUUAACACAGUCGAGCGAUAUGAACCUGAGAAUAAUCAGUGGAGUAUGAUAGCACCGAUGCACGAGCGAAGGAGCGACGCAAGUGCUACAGUACUGGACGGCAAAGUGUACAUAUGUGGAGGGUUUGACGGGAAUGACUGUUUGUUCACGGCAGAGUACUACAGUCCUCAGACGGGCCAGUGGACACUCAUCACCCGCAUGAGGAGCAGAAGGAGUGGAGUGGGUGUGAUCGCAUACGGCGGGCAGGUUUACGCUGUCGGUGGAUUUGAUGGUGCUAAUCGUCUAAGAAAUGCAGAGGCGUAUAAUCCUCAGACCAAUUCAUGGAGACGCAUUCCGGCCAUGAUCAACCAGCGCAGCAACUUCGGCAUUGAGGUGGUGGACGACCUCCUGUUCGUUGUUGGAGGAUAUAACGGCUUUACCACCACCUAUAAAGUGGAGUGUUAUGAUCAGGAAACUGCUGAAUGGCAUGCAGUCGAAGACAUGAGGAUUUUCCGGAGUGCUCUGAGCUGCUGUGUGAUGUCCAGGUUACCCAACAUGGCUGAGUACGCCGCACCCCGAGACGUUCCCUAUGAAGUCCCCCAGAGCUCACGAAGCACGAGAGGCUACCUCACAGCUCCUGACAACGUCUAA